AUGGGUGAUGGAACAGUCACCAUAGACUCCAAGCUAACAUUGAAUAACAUUAAAGCUAUCAGUAGCUGCCUCAUCAAGGAGUUUGUGGUCGUUCAUUUCUGCCUGCUGACCACCUCUUUGGCCGGACAGAAAAACUUCUCCGGAAAAGUUCAAAAAUUGGCUAAACAAAAAUACCAUGACAUAUACAGAGAAACAGGCAAGGUGAAGAUAUUCGGAAAAGAUUGGGUGCUCGAGGAUACCAAGAUUCUAAACAACUACUACAAGGACUUCAAUCAAUUAAAGAUUGUACUAGUAAGAGGACUGAAGAACUUCAAAUACGAAGGAGAAGAAUGUUUUGUAUCUUUAAGAAAGAAAGGAAAGAGGAAUCUAGAGAAAACAUUGCUGUGUUUCAUAUCUAUGAUCAGCAAAAGCAGGGGAAGAAAUUUUUUUGAGUAUAAGCAUGAAAUGGAGGAGGUAUUUCUCAAGAAAAAAAAUAUCCGUCCUGAAUUGCUGCUAGCAAGUGAUCAAAUAGAUACUCAAAUAGAUAUGAACAGUGAUGAUGCUAUCACUACAGCUGUGUCUUCACCAUAUAAAAGCCUGUCAGUAACAGUGAUCGUAUCGCGAAGCGAUACAACACUAUUCAAGCUCACCUUAGCGAUAGAUAUAGUCACUCGUCUCAGCUACAGUGCUCAUUACAAGACAGUAAGGCCCCCGAGAACGACAACUGUUUUGACGUGGGUAGCACUGGAUAGCGGAGGCUCCGAAAUCUCCUUAGCGAAAUUAGAGGCGGUAACGGAGUCGAGGUGUCAACGUAACGAAUGCCAUAGCGUAGUUAUGAAUAGGUUUAUGGAGGUACCUGUUGAGCGGGUGGAGGAUGUUUUCAGAUCAAUCAAGUCUAAUGCUAGCCCUAUUAAUGGUAUCAACUUGUCCAUGUUAGAGAUGAUCUUCCCGUACAUCAACCACACUGUAUGCCAUAUAAUCAAUACUUCAUUCAACUCGUUAAUCAUGUCGAACAUAUGGAAACGCUCGGUUGUUCUACCGUUAGCAAAAUUACCUAUAGCCACACAACUGGAUGACAGCAACGACUAUACUUCCCACUAUGUCCAAGCUUAUUGA
Messenger RNA from Acanthoscelides obtectus, 1095 nucleotides. The record is from the annotation of a GenBank genome assembly. Lineage: Eukaryota; Metazoa; Arthropoda; Insecta; Coleoptera; Chrysomelidae.